Molecule: messenger RNA, 1870 nt
Organism: Spinacia oleracea (spinach)
Lineage: Eukaryota; Viridiplantae; Streptophyta; Magnoliopsida; Caryophyllales; Amaranthaceae
Exons: 2
Coding region: 271-1185 (304 amino acids)
Source: RefSeq, a predicted model, not a curated record
AUUUAUUUAUUUAUAUUAUUUUUCUUAGGGCACCAUCUUUUAAACAAGGCUUCACUCGGCCUUGACAAGAAUUGGAGGGUUGCUGAACAGUGUCCGGCGGGUCCUGCUGAGAAAUAUUACACUGUUUCUACUUUCUGCGCGAAAGCUUGUCGUGGUCGGUCAGCCAGCUUUGUGACUCCUUCUGCCGUUGUGGACCGAGGUGUUGUUCCUCGCGUUGUUCGAACAAAGGUUCCGGCAGCUGACCAGGCUACAUCCUCAGCCCAAGACGAAAUGACUACUGGCAGGUUUGCUUCUCUUCCUACCGGUCGGGGGGGACAUGCUACUCGGAAGAGGUCUUCCAGCCAGGCGAAGGCCAGUUCUCCCAAACGGUCAAAAAAUGACGCUGCGAAGACAGCGCAGGAGAAGGUGAAAGACGUCUACGCCAGCGUCGACAAGCCCUUGCAGACAUCUGGCGCUGGAAAGAAGAUUGCUGAACAGCCUGCUCAGUCGGUUGAGAUUUUGGAUGCUGACCUUUUGUCCAAAUUGAACCGGAAGCAGGUGUUGAGCGAUUUGAUUAGCGAUCCGAUCCAUCCUGUGCCUGUGUCGAGGCAUAGCCCUUCCAUGAACCGGUCUGCCAGCUCGGCCUCUAAGUAUGGGGUUAUAGUUCGUUCUGGGGGGUUCAUCGAGGACAAAACUGUUGUGCUAUCUCCGGAUAUUCUUGCCGGUCUAGCCGCUGCUCCCGGUCAUGCUGAAGAGCACUGGCAGCCGCAGAAUGAUGUUCUGAGGGGUGAGUCUAUCCUUUUUGACCGUCCUAAAGACGGAGGUACACUGGGCUACCGGUCUCUGCGCCAAGUUGUUACACCCGCCGACGGUAUGCCCCAGGAGAUUGAGACGCCGGCUGCACAGUUGAUGCAUGACCUGUACUCGGUGACGCAAUCUGCUACCGAGCUUGUGGAGUGCUAUCGGAGCUAUCAGCGUCGUUUAAAACGAUCGCAAGCUGAGAAAGAGAAGCUUCAGACGGACCUUGCUGAAUCGGUCAGGACUGAAGGUGACUGCCGGAAGGAGAUUGCGAGACUUGAGCUGGAUGUUAUUGCCGCAGGCAAUAGGAAGGCUGAACUAGAGCUUCUUCCAGCCAAGUUGACGGCCGAAGAGCAGAAGACGGCUGAGCUGCAGAUCAAGCUGGAUGCGGCGCUGCAGGCGGCCUAAGAUGCUGAGAAAGCUGCUAAGGAUGAUCGCAAGGCUGUGGCGCUGAAGGCUGUGCAGAAAUUUAUGAAGUCUGACUUCUACUGCGAGGAGAUGAAGGGGCGCUACAAUGGUGGGUGGACUGCAGCUCAUCGUUGUGCCGUCAAAGCCUUGACGCUGACUGAGGAUGCCUGGGGUAAGGUGGAGGGAUCCUAUGAAGAGGGUGGCCAUAUUGAUCCGACUGGCAUGGAGACCCAGACCUUCCCAGACAUCGUCAUUCAGAAUGCUGACCCUCGCCUUCUGCCCGACAGGGAGAUUCCCGAGUCUGCUUACUGGAGUGAUGCAGACUACUCAGCUUGACGGUCUUGGCAGUCAUCACCAGGCUCUUCCUGUGGUUCUUCCAACAGUUUUUUCCGGCCUCAUACUUGUUAAUGUCUGUUGGUAGCUUUUGAAUAUCAUUUAGCGGAUGUAACUUAUAAACAAUUUCCUUUUUUGGUACCUUUUAGCUGUUUGUGGCACUUUGUCUUUUGCCGUGUGUUAACUGUUUCAAGAACGUUAUUGUCGUCUUGGCUGCGCCGUCUGAGGCGUAUGUUUGUGCCUUUUAGCAGCUACUCACUCCGCAUUUAGUUAUUUUUGGGUGGUGGCUGUCGUCCCUGUAUUUGUUUAAAAUCUAUGUGAUGCACUUGAUGGAUUAUCCGUUUGUUUUUAU